Molecule: messenger RNA, 1017 nt
Organism: Candidula unifasciata
Lineage: Eukaryota; Metazoa; Mollusca; Gastropoda; Stylommatophora; Geomitridae
Source: the annotation of a GenBank genome assembly
CCUGAACAGCCAGUGACUUCUGGCAUUUGCGUGCGCAUCAACACGGGCGCACCGGUGCCUGCCGGUGCUGAUGCUGUGGUACAAGUUGAAGACACCGAACUGGUGGAAGCAUCCAAGGAUGGCAGCACGGAAAUUCAGAUCAAGAUUCUCACGUGUCCUAAAGUAGGCCAAGAUAUCAGGCCUGUGGGAUCUGAUAUAGAACAGGGUCAGGAAAUCCUUUGUGCCCAUCAAAGACUGGGACCAGCAGAGCUUGGGCUGUUAGCAGCAGCAGGGGUCACGGUGGUCAAGUGUUAUGCUCAACCAACUGUAGGGGUCAUGUCUACAGGCAAUGAGCUGGCUGAGCCUGAUGCAGCUCUCACAGCGGGAAAGAUUAGGGACAGUAAUAGAACAGCUCUGCUGGCACAGAUGAAGGAGGUCGGUGUUCCCUUUGUGGACCUGGGCAUUGCCAGAGAUAAACCAGAUGCUCUUCUGCAGAGUUUCACAGAUGCCCUGGACCGUGUAGAUAUCAUAGUUACCACAGGGGGGGUGUCGAUGGGAGACAAGGACUACCUGAAGCAGGUGCUUGUGGAUGACCUGAAGGCAAAGCUGCAUUUUGCCAGGGUGUUUAUGAAACCAGGGAAGCCAACAACGUUUGCCACAAUGGAGCACAAAGGCAAGCCAAAACUAAUAUUUGGCCUACCUGGCAAUCCGGUGUCUGCUUUAGUUACCUGCAAUUUAUAUGUGAUCCCAGCUUUGCGAAAGAUGUCUGGUUGUCUCCAAGCUCAGAGAACUGUCAUGAAAGUCAAGGUCGAUCAAGACUUGGCACUGGACGCCAGACCAGAGUACCACCGAGCAGUUCUUACAUUUGACAAAGGAGAGGUUGCACCUACAGCACACACAACUGGCAACCAGAUCAGCUCCCGUCUGCUGAGCAUGAGCUCUGCCAGUGUCUUGAUGGUGCUGCCACCUAUCUCAGAUACACUGAGCUGCAUAAAGAAGGGGUCAUUGGUCGAUGCUAUUGUCAUCGGUUACAUGUAA